Messenger RNA from Monomorium pharaonis (pharaoh ant), 6464 nucleotides. RefSeq lists its product as uncharacterized. The coding region runs from base 1398 to 3557 and encodes 719 amino acids. The record is from RefSeq and is a predicted model, not a curated record. Lineage: Eukaryota; Metazoa; Arthropoda; Insecta; Hymenoptera; Formicidae. The transcript is spliced from 3 exons. Gene Ontology annotation, molecular function: nucleic acid binding; protein binding; exonuclease activity. Gene Ontology annotation, cellular component: nucleus.
CGCGAUGACUCGCCGCGGCAAACACGCGCCACGUCGUUUCGCGGGAGGAGAGGAUCGCGUCAGUCGGUUUAUUACACGGCCCCCGAGUCCACGCGCGCGCGCGCGCGCAUCAUCGUCGCAGUCGCUUACGUAAGUCGCGGUACGAUAUUUGUCUUGAAGAAAGACUACUCGUAGGAAAAGUAAAAAAGGGGGUAAAAGCUAUAUAGAGGUUAGCUCUCAUCGUGUCGGCGCGAGUGCACAUCACGGAGGAGAGAUCGAAUGCCAACGUUUCGCGAGUGGUCACCGCGCCGUGGCAUGGUGACCGACGGCAACGGCACUCUUAUGUCGACGCGACGCCGACGGAGCAGCAACGGGACGCAGCAGCGUGGGCCCCCCCGGCAGCGCGCGCGAGGACGGUAAUCGGGUCGCGAGCGUCGAACGAUUGCCAUUGUCAUUGUCGUCGUCGUCAUCGUCACGGCGGACUCCGUGCGGACGGUACAACCGAGUGGACGUGCCCGUGAACGGCGAAGGAUGCGAUCGCGCGCGCGUACCAUCACCGCGUACAACUAUCGUGUCGGAAGAAGGCUGCUGCUGCUGCUGCACGGCGAGACCACGGCCCUUCGAAUUUCCCGCGCGACGACGCGCGGGCAACGCGUUGACGGCGCGGCGGGCAGCGGCUGAACCCUGGACUGCUGCACACCGAACAACCACAACGGAGAGGGAAGGACCGUCGCCGCGCGAUUGGUCGCCGUUACAUCCGGCGAUUUGUUAAACCGUCGUCGGAACAAUCUCCUCGUUUGUCGUCGUCGUCGUCGGAAGACACGAAAACCAAUGGCGCGCGCACUCCAUAGUGUGACUCCUGCUCCGGUCACGUGACCGAGCCGCCCGGCAGCUGUUUUGGCGAUCUACGAGACGUACGCGCUCCACGCUCUCUCUCUCUCCAUUCGCGUUCAAGUUACGUUGCCUUUCGGAACGCACGAAGUCCGUGCGCCCGUCCGUCCGUCCGUCCAUCCAUCCACUCGCCGGCUCGCGCACACGUAACGUACGCGUAUACACGCGGCUACCGCGGACGCGGGACAUAACCGUUGCGCGCACACGCACCCGUUUGCGCACGCACGUACCCUAACUCUCGCCCGUCGUCAUCGUCUUCGUCGUUUCCGUCGCGUGGGCUGCCCUCCGAGAGCGGCUCUUUUCCGCGACUCUUUCCCGCACUCCAGCACGUGCUCGGGUCCGCGCGCGCGCGCGCGCGCAUGCACGCGUACACACGCACGCGCUCGCUCUUCGUGCACAGGACUGCUCUACGCGCGGGUGUGUGCCCUCCGUCGCGCGUUCGUUUGUUGUAUGUCACGCGUGUGCGGUGACAUCGUCGCGACGACAAGUGCCGCCGGCUAAGUCGCGCGCGCGCCUUCGCCCCGAAGAUGGAGAACGCGACAACGUGCCCGACUGGCGGCGUGCUGGGAAGCACAAGCGCGCCCGGCCUGAUCAUGCUGUUGGUCACGUUGAUCGCCGGCGGGAUCGUCAUCCUCGUCAUCUGCUACGCCUUGAACCGGCGGUCACGCACGCGCCAGGACUCGCAGAAAACGACGUAUUAUGUCGAUCCAAAUGAAGUCGGUUCAGCAUCAAACUCGUCCAUGUACGAACCAUCAACGCCACCAGUACCGACACAACCACGUGAGUUCGGUAAUAAGCGCGCGAAAAACAAGAAACGUCGAGAGGCGCAACAAGAACGGGUUCACCCUUGGAUGAUGGGUACGCUGAAGGGACACACCGGCCUUGUAAACGAUAUGGACUUCUCCAGCAAUGGCAGAUAUCUCGCGAGUUGUGCCGAUGAUGAGAGCGUGCGAGAGACGAGAAAGCAUGUCCAGUCCUCCGGGCAGUACCAUAUGUAUAAGAAAACAGAGUCCAAGAAGAAGACGUCGUCGAUGCAGGUGGGCUGCGAAGAAGUGCAGAGUUCCGCACGUCGUGAAGAUAAAGAGACAGGAAAAGCGUCCAGGAGCAGGAGUCGGGGGUUUUCCUAUCAAAACUCCAAGGUGUCGGAGGAGCCUACGUCGCUCGAGGUGUUCACCAGCGACACGUCUAGCAAUGACGAUGUCCCGGACGAGAGCCAGCAGCAACCGAUGUACGUAAGCGACGUACCUGUCUACUUGGUUUCCGCGAUAAAUAACUACAAGCUGUCACCGACGGAAUUGUACGAGCAUGGUUACCCAACCGAGUCCUUUUUCUAUCCGGGCUACGCGGUGAUAAACAAUGUAUUGUACCCGUCGGGCCCAUGUUUCGGACCCAAGAUCGAGAAUGACAGCGGCCACUCCAGCAAUUCAAGCUCGUCCGACAAUUCCGAACAGGAGAGCUCGUCCGAUAACGAGAAGAACUUUGACAAUGAAAACAGUCCCGACAAAGAGAAGAACCUGGACGUCAAGAAUAGCAACGAAAUUAAGAGAAGAUGCAGCAGCGAAAGCAGUUCCGACAACGAAAAGAGCUCGGACGACAAGAAGAGCUACGACAGCGAGAGCAAUUCUGACAGUGAGAAAAGCCCGGACGACCGAAAGAGUUCCGAAAGCGAAAGGAGCUACGACAGUGGAAGUCAUUCCGGCAGCGAGAGAAGUCCGGAUGACAAGAGGAGCUCCAAACACGAGAAGAGCUGCGACAGAAAGGGCGGCUCGAACAACAAGAAGAGCUCCGAGGACGAGAGGUGUUCGGACAAGAAGAGACUCAACCAGGAAAGGAACUGGGACAACGAGAACGGUUCUGACACCGAGAAGGGCCCAAACAGCAAGAAAGUAUUCGGGGUGGACGGCAACACAAGCUUUCUGCAGAGAACAUGCGCCAGAUGCUUAAAGAUUUUCCACGCCGAUCCGAAUAACGGGCAUAUAAUCAAGGAGCGUUGCACCUAUCACUGUGGCAAGCUGUGGCAUCGCACGAACAACACCUGGUAUUGGACGUGCUGCAACCAGGCCGAAUCCUCGAACGGCUGCGCCGAAUGGAAGACGCACGUAUGGACCGGCCUGUUUCCCGGGCUUAACGAGCCUCUCGCGGGUUACGUGCAUACCAUGCCGUCCCCGAUGUUCCUACACGACAAUAACUACGGCAUCUAUGCGAUGGAUUGCGAGAUGUGUUACACACUGCAGGGUUUGGAACUCGCCAGAGUGACUCUCGUCAAUUUGUACGGCAAUGUCGUGUACGACACAUUCGUUAAGCCCAGCUCUGAGAUAAUUGACUACAACACAAAAUUCAGUGGCAUCACGGAGGAAAUCAUGCUGAACGUCACCAAGACUCUUCUACAGGUGCAGAGUGAUCUACUGAAUUUUAUCUACGCCGAGACUAUUCUGAUGGGCCACGGUCUCGGAAAUGAUCUCAGGGCACUGCGCCUGAUCCACAAGAACGUCGUCGAUACUAGCGUGAUGUUCCCGCACUACCUCGGCCUGCCGUACCGCAACGGUCUCAAGACUCUGGCGCGCAAGGUGCUUAACCGGAAGAUACAGGAAGAGACGCACGACUCCGCCGAGGAUGCCUGUGUUGUCGUGGACCUGGUGUUGCGAAAAGCCCAGUACGAGUGGCAGGGUCUCUUGUCUGGGAGAUAAAACUUAGAGUAAGAUCUCACCACCUCGAGAAAAGACUCGUUUACGUAACAAAAAAAAAAAGACUUAUUUGACAGAAGGAUUCGCGGUGAGAUCAUGUCGCGACGUUGGGAAGCGCGUGUCGUUGAAGUAACUUAUAUAAAAAAUAGGGAUGGACCGCGCUUCUUUUUUUCCUAGUGUUCCACGGGUGAAAUCUGUGAUAUUACACAUAUAGUGCAAUACGUUCCUCACGUGCGUUCCGCCUCUGGUGAUAAGGGAUGCGAUUAUAAUCACGCACACAAUACACAACACAGACGUAACAUGCAGCACGGAUGUAAUUGACAGUUAUUAACGGAGAAGUUUACAACGUGCAGUCGAACAUUUUUCGGAGACUUUAAACUUUACUAAGCUCUAUUUUUCACUCUUUGUACUCUUUUCAUACUCUACGCUAUGUCUAUUCUACCGCUAUAUGUACUAUACGCCUUUUAUCUGACUGCUGUCGAUCUGACAUUACUUUAAUACUUUGUCUCGAACUCGUUAAUUUUAUUAUCGAAUUGAACGACGAUCGAUUUACUGAUUGAGCUCUUUAUAUUUCAGACUAUUAGUUACGUUCGACUAUUAAAGAACCGAAGUCUCUUUUAAAUUUAUUUAAUUUCACCGCUCUCCGAUGUGCAUUUUGUAUAUACUCGUAUAUUCGUGUGUGUUUUGUAUUGUAUAUACGUAAUUUUCAUUUUAUAUAAUUUGUACAUAUUAUAUCGCCAUUGGCUCGCAUUUUUGUACUCGCAAAAAUAUGUGUAUUCGCGAAAAUCUACGUAUAUGACAUGGAUACAUAUGCCUUCGUUAUUCAUGAUGUAUCACUUUACAUAUCCAUUUUAUCAUGCAUAUCCCAUCCUGUCAUCAUACACACUUCAUUCGGCAUCAUUGUUUUUCUUUCCGCGAGGAGAACGAGCGGCGUCAUUGAUGCUGAUUGGUAAGUGCCUCUUGUUUGAUUUCCACCGAUGAUCCGCAUUUGAGUUCUGCUCGAGACGACACCGUGAUUCUUUCUCGAACGAGAUUAUGAUUAUUGACGAUGCCGAUUAUUCAUUAAAUUCAUUUAUGGCUCCACUGCAAAAGACAAAGAAAAAAAAAACUCAAUUUGUAUAUUUCAUAGCUCAAUUGAUUUGAAUUAAUUAAUUAAUUUCAUUCUCCGCGCGAUUAAAAUUUUCGCGUUAAAAAUCAUGCUGUUAAAGUUUAUUUAAACCUAUUGAAAGUUAAAAAGAAACAUUAUUUGCCUUUGCAAAAAUGACGUUUAAACUUAUUGAAAGUUAAGAAGGAACAUAUUAUUUUCCUUUACGAAAAUGACAUUCUUUGAACGUGACGCAAACUCGCGCGGAGUAAUGGAUUUCGAUCGAACGGCAUUCUUGCGUGAAUAGACGCACCGGCGUAGAAGGACGCGCGAAAUUAUGCGCUAUGUGUCAAGUUGAUAAUAUCUCUGGCAUUAUCAGCCACGAGGUUUUCUCUUUAUACGUGCUACCAAGUGCGAUGCACCGGCACAAACAAAGUCCGCGAGCCACGUACUGUUAUUAUGCAUAUCGACCACGUGUGUGAUACACACGCGCGUAGCUUCUUAUCAGGUUUUCAAUAAGAACACGGUGAAUUGUCAUCAAUCGACGCUCGCGCAUAUAACUAAUAGACAUAUAAUAUAAUAUUUUCAUAAGAGAGAGACUGCCAAUGUUUUUAUUGACAAUGAUCUUCAUCGCCUGUAAUCAUCUGUAAUUCUAAUUAAUAAUUAUAUAACGGCAGAAUUGUCUUUGCACAGAGAGAAAGAUUUCUUAAAAUGUUUGAUGUAAUUUAUUAAGAAAUAUAUAGUUGAAAUUGUUGAGCAAAAUUGCUUAUUUGAAAAAUCAAAUACAAUUAUUUGAUUAUUAAUAAUACUGUUUAAUUCAAAAAAACCUUUUUUGGUCAAUGAAGAUAAUAUUCUAUAUAACAUUAUGCUGUUUGAAUAAAAUAAAUAAAAUUAGUAAAUCCAAACCAAUAGAGAAAAAAAAUAUUCAAAGAAAUCGUUUCUCUUUCUCUCUGUGUAGCGAUAACGAAUGUAAUAUUUAAAUGUAAAUAUCGCGUCUGUAAGUAACGCGGAGAUCCGGCGGAUUUUGUAACGAUAGUAUUACCUUGUACAAUAUAUAUUUAUAUAUUUUUUUCUAUCCUCGCGUAUUGUAAUUUUAUACAGUAAGUAGCAUUGGGUGAUGAGUAAAAUUACUGUCACCGCUCCGUUUUUUCUUUUGGGGGGGGGGAGAGGGAGAAAAAUUUCAACAUGAAAACUGUGAAAUGAGGAUCCUCAAAGCAGAAAAACGCAGCGGUUAAAGGAAAAACUGAGGUCGGUAAGCUUUACUCAUCACCGAUCAAUCUUAAAACUUGACGGACAGUUGGUGACGUGAUUGAAUGAUGAAAAGUGACGUAAAGAAGGCGUAUACCGCGCACUCUUGCGCCAGUUGAUUAUGAUCUCAUUGUAACAGAUUUCGCGCAGAAUCGUCUUAUCACGCAGUAACGCAGCGCGCGCGUUUAUGAUUUUACCAAGUAACCCCGACAUUUAGACCGCAGUACUACAGUUUAACCUUAAAGAGAUUUAUCCCCCAAGCAAGUUUAUCAACUUAGUGAAGAUCAGGGAAAUCCCAUUGGACACUCAACCUAGUCGAGUGAAAUUGAUAAUUUUAACGUUUAUAAUACUUUAACGUUUUAAAUUUCAAUAUUUUUUUUCUCCCAGUGAUAUAAAGUGUGAUAAGUCUUAAAAUAAGGUAAUCUUAAGACUUUCAGAGCAACGAAGAGCGCCCCGCAAAAUAUUCACGGGAAGGGUGUCCAACGAACUUUUCCCUUUUCCGAAUUAAAAGGCAUUGUCAUACAGCUCGGAACGUAAAUAUAUAUGUUGAUUAUGAAAUACAUGUAACAUUGUUUCUA